Pseudomyrmex gracilis is the source of this 7281-nucleotide messenger RNA. RefSeq names its product protein lap4 (gene scrib). The record is from RefSeq and is a predicted model, not a curated record. Bases 338 to 6427 code for a protein of 2029 amino acids. Gene Ontology annotation, molecular function: protein binding. Gene Ontology annotation, biological process: neurotransmitter receptor transport, endosome to postsynaptic membrane; neurotransmitter receptor transport postsynaptic membrane to endosome. The transcript is spliced from 34 exons. Lineage: Eukaryota; Metazoa; Arthropoda; Insecta; Hymenoptera; Formicidae. Gene Ontology annotation, cellular component: postsynaptic membrane; postsynaptic density; adherens junction.
GCGUGACGAACGAGACGAUGAGCGACGACGCAGUUUGCCGUGUAUACGCGUUGCGUUCGUUCGUGGAUUAUUCGCGUGGUUCUCGACGAGCAACGUGAUCGGUGGUUCGUCGACGUGAUGACGUCAGAUCUCGAAGCGUAAGACCCGAGAACGCGUUUGAAGCCCGUGAGAGAGCAGGGCGUGAAAAAUCGCUGCGCGUACCUUCGCCUCGUCGGAUGGAGAAGUAUGCGCGAGUAACGGCGCGCGCGUGUCCGCUUUGUCCACGGGGAUGAUCGUGCUGGGUGCUGUUUCGACGUGAUCCUUGACCAAGUGAACCCAAGCGUGUGUGUAUGUUACCAUGUUCCGCUGCAUUCCGAUUUUUAAAGGGUGUAACAGGCAGGUGGAAUCCCUUGACAAGCGUCACUGCUCCCUGUACUACGUGCCCGAUGAUAUCGUGCGCUACGCCAGAAGCCUCGAGGAGCUUCUGCUGGACGCGAAUCACAUUCGUGAUCUACCGAAGAACUUCUUCCGACUUCAGAGGCUACGGAAACUCAGCCUGAGCGACAAUGAGCUGCACCGUUUGCCGCCCGAUAUCCAGAAUUUCGAGAAUCUCGUGGAGUUGGACAUCUCCAGAAAUGAUAUCCCGGACAUUCCCGAAAACAUCAAGAAUUUACAAGCGCUACAGGUGGCGGACUUCAGUAGUAAUCCUAUUCCAAGGCUCCCACCAGGAUUCGUGCAGUUGAGAAAUUUAACCAUACUCGGACUGAACGAUUUGUCUCUCACGAUCUUGCCACCUGAUUUCGGAAGUUUGGAAGCGUUAAAAUCACUGGAGUUAAGAGAAAAUUUGCUCAAAUCCUUGCCCGAAUCGAUCUCCAAACUUUACAACCUCGAACGAUUGGAUCUCGGUGACAAUGAGAUCGAGGAAUUGCCUGCACAUAUAGGAAAAUUACCAGUGCUACAGGAAUUGUGGCUUGAUCAUAAUCAGUUGCAACACUUGCCGCCUGAAAUAGGCGAACUCAAAACUCUAGCGUGUUUGGACGUCUCGGAGAAUCGUCUGGAGGACAUUCCCGAUGAAAUUCGCGGUCUUGAGUCGUUAACGGAUUUGCAUUUGUCGCAGAACGUUCUUGAAAAGUUACCAGACGGAAUUGGCGAACUGAAGAAGUUAACUAUCCUCAAAGUAGAUCAAAACAGAAUUAACACUCUAAAUCCGUGCAUAGGAAGGUGUGAGAAUUUGCAAGAGCUAAUUCUUACAGAGAAUUUUCUUUUAGACCUACCAGUGUCUAUAGGCAAUCUUCAUAAUUUAAAUAAUUUAAAUGUUGAUAGAAACGGCUUGAGAUCUCUACCGGUAGAAAUUGGAAAUCUAAAAGAAUUAGGUGUAUUGUCUUUAAGAGACAAUAAGUUGCAAUAUCUCCCGGGUGAAGUAGGACAAUGUACUUCUCUUCACGUCCUAGAUGUAUCUGGGAACAGAUUACAAUUUUUACCAUAUUCCUUACUCAACUUGGACUUGAAAGCGGUAUGGUUGAGCGAAAACCAGGCGCAACCGAUGCUAACGUUUCAGACGGACAUUGACGAAGAAACGGGGCAAGAAGUAUUAACGUGUUUUCUCUUACCACAGCUAGUGUUUCGUCCUGACGAUUCAGUCAGACUGGAUAUGAUGGUCGGUAUGAGAAACGUUCAGGGUGAAAUGCGCGAGCUGACAAGUAGCGAUGAUGAAGGUUGGCAAGAGAAAGAGGCAUCGAGAACGCACUCGGUAAAGUUUACUGACGAGCCGCCACAUGCCGAUAAAGAGACUCCAUUUAUACGUCAAAACACACCACAUCCUAAGGAGUUAAAAGCUAAGGCACACAAACUGUUGAGCAAAGCGAGAAGCGAAAGUCGAUCGGCAUCGACAGAGGAACAGGAUGUUUCUCAAACUUUCGGAUUGGAUAAAACCGAAUCGGAAAUGUCGGAAAAGCCCGAAGACAUGCCACAUGAACAAGACGAAAUAGAGUGCAAUACCGUGCAAAACGAUCACAAGAUUUCGGAACCUGGCGUCGAAACAGACGCCCAACUUAACAAAGAAACAGAUAGUUCCGUUAAAGACGCUGCAGAAUUUCAAACGAAUGCAAUAGCUGAUGAGUGUGUCCCGGAAUCGAAAGAGGAAGACUCCGAAGACGAGGAAAUGCAUAAGCAUGUCGAAUUUGCGGAGGACACGACUAACGAAGACAAGCCCAAUAAACUUCAACGUAGAGACACCCCACAUCAUUUGAAAAACAAACGUAUUGACACGAUUGAUAAAGAGAAAGCUGCUAAUCUUAUUGCGCAGGUUAUGAAGAAAGCUGAAGAGACUCCACAACCACAAGAACCUGCAGAAACGUUCGAGAUGCAGAGUCAAGAUGUGGAACCGACAUUAGAGGUGCGAGAAGAGCAAUAUGAAAUUCACAUAGAAAGAACGACCGGCGGACUAGGUCUGUCGAUAGCUGGUGGCAUCGGGUCAACGCCUUUCAAAGGCGACGACGAAGGCAUCUUUAUUUCAAGAGUUACUGAAGGUGGUCCUGCUGACUUGGCUGGGCUGAGGGUAGGCGACAAAGUAAUAUCUGUAAAUGGAGUAUCAGUAGUAAAUGUAGAUCAUUACGAUGCCGUAGAAGUGUUGAAAGCUUGUGGACGUGUUCUUGUGUUAGUCAUCAUAAGAGAAGUCACAAGGAUAGUUCCACCGUAUGAACAUGUCUUGAGAAAAGAUUCCGUGUGCUCCAGCUUAAGCACAAGUAGAGCACCGAGCGCGACAUCUUAUGUUUCAUCCACAGCAUUGUCGCAUACUUUAGAGAAUGGCGACACAACUCACGAAACGACAAAGACGAAAAAGAUUCCCGAACCUAUAGCUUCAGUAAAAACGACUAGUAGUGAACCUAUGGUACCCGUUCUCUUUCACACGACGUUAAUACGAGAUCAAAAUGGACUUGGGUUUAGCAUUGCUGGCGGAGAAGGUUCGCAAUCGUUUAAAGAUAACAGUGAUGCAAUAUAUAUUUCGAGAAUCACGGAUGGCGGAGUCGCCCAAAAGGACGGCAAAUUAUUGGUUGGAGACAAAGUAAUGUCUAUUAACGGAGUAGAUAUGAGAGGAGCAAAACACGAACAAGCGGUGGCUUUGCUCACUGGCUUGGAAAGAUUCGUACGAUUAGUGGUCGAACGGGAAAUACCGCUUUCUCAAGUUAACAGCGUCGCAACUCCCUCCGAAAAAUCGCCGCGCGUUAUAGGCACGCCGAAACCUUACACAGGUCUGUACAAUGCCAACAGCUACAUAGCGAACAAGCCCACAUACGCUGGCUAUCGUCGCUCUAUGGAUGUUGACAAAGCGCUCUCGCCGAGUCCCACUUCGAAAACGCCGCCGCCGUUACCGGCGUUGCCCCCGAAAACCGAUGUUGUCAACGGAACCGCUAAGAUGAACGGCGUGACCGAUCCAGGAAACACUCUGAAAAGCGUUUCACCGGUGUCUCCCAGUCCGACGGCUAAUCAAGCUUAUCCGCAACCAGCUCCCAGGCAUAGUGUCACCCAAACGACGAGUGCACCCACGAAUAAUACUGCCCCCACCGCAGCCACUACUCCUCAAGGAGAGCCUCGACCGGCGUCUCCACAGGAGGAUAUACAGGUACCGAAGCCAAUCACCAACGAGGAAUUUCAAGCUAUGAUCCCCGCUCAUUUCCUUCGACCUCCAACAUCCUCGCCUUCGCCAGACUCCCAUCAGGGCCCCAUUGUGACAGUGACGAUAAAGCAGCCCGAUACAUUACCCAGCGAUGUUAACUUUCCUCCGGCUCCCACCACACUUGGUAAAGUUACUGAAACCAUCACAAAGAGCACACUCACCGAGACCGUCGUAACUAGAGUGACUGACAACAAUUUGGUGCAACCGCUUAUCAUCGAGGACGUUGUUCUUGUAAAAGAAGGUUCUCUGGGGUUCAGUAUUAUAGGAGGAACUGAUCAUUCCUGCACACCAUUCGGAGCGAAAGAACCUGGAAUUUUUAUAUCUCACGUUGUUCCCGGUGGCAUAGCGGCCAAAUCCGGGAAACUGAGAAUGGGUGAUAGGAUAUUGAAAGUAAAUGGUACGGAUGUGACCAAAGCAACGCAUCAGGAAGCGGUGAUGGAACUUCUGAGACCAGGGGAGCAGAUUGUGCUCACCAUCCAACACGACCCACUUCCAGAAAGUUAUCAGGAAUUAGUGAUAACAAAGGAAGCAGGCGAGAAGCUUGGCAUGCACAUCAAAGGAGGUCGAAAAGGACAGAAAGGCAAUCCUUUCGAUCAUACCGAUGAAGGCGUUUUUAUAUCAAAAAUUAAUUCGGGUGGUGCGGCCAAGAGAGACGGACGAUUAAAGGUUGGAAUGAGGUUACUCGAAGUUAACGGAACGUCAUUGCUCGGUGCUACUCAUCAAGAAGCCGUCAAUAUUCUCCGGUGCUCAGGAAAUACGAUUACACUGAUCGUGUGCAAAGGUUACGACAAAAGCGAGAUCGACCCGAUAAUAAUGUUGUCCGACAGUAAAGAUUCCAAGGGUGCUAGAGCGCCGCACGAAUCCAAGGAUCCGGCUGCUGACGGUAUUAAAUCCUUGUCGCAAAGUGUUUCCAGUUUAGAUCGUGACGACGAGGAAGCCGCGAUACUCAGACAAGAACAAGAAAUGAAAGCUGAGCUUGUUGCGUGGGAAGAAGAGGAGCGAGAACGCGCGCUUAUAGAAAACAGGGAGAAAUCCACACCCGAAAAAGUAUUAGAUGUUGUACGAGCAGCGGAAUCCUUAGUGAGCAAAUCGAGUAGUCCUGUAGAUAUGGUUGUACCACCAAAGUCACCCGGGGGUACCAAGGAUCUCAAAACUACCACGAUUGUUAUGAGUAAACACACGCUAGCACCUCAAAAUCCUAAUAAUUCAAGAACGAAUGAGACAACUGGAACUUCAAAGGAUCUUUCUUCGUCCAAGUCAUCUGCGAUUCCCGAUCUUUCUAAGACUACGAAUUUCGAUCGUUCCACCUCUAUGCACACCUUACCUUCCCCGACGAAGAAAAAAUCUUUGCCAAAACGUAGCAUCACGUUUGCCGAUCUACCGCCGUCUUUAAAAAAGAGUGCGGACUGCAUCGCUUAUCUGUCUCGUGACAAACUAUCCGCGACACCCGCAACCGAACAACCAAUUCGGUCGUCCCAAGAAACACUCGACUCCCAUCCGCGAGUAACAUCCUCUCAAAUGCACGCACGUUUCCAACUUCCUCCAACUCCUCUAACCAAUCCUGAACGCUGGGAAAAUCUUGACACUUCAACUCCUCUUAGAAAGCAACAGAUAGCACGCUCUGUUGGUGGAAAUGUUGGUGAGCAAUCUCCCACUUCAUCUCCAACACCACCAUUGACGAAAAUGUCAGUUAGCGACAAAAAGAAGCUAUUUGAAAGUGCCAUGGAAGAACAUUUAAAACCCUCUCCCAAAUCAGAUAAGAUAUUUAGCUUUUUGAGUCAGGAUGAGGUGGAAAAAAUGAGACAAGAAGAAGAGAAAAAGAUUGCAACUUUGACGCGAGACGAGCUCAAAUCGUGGGCGCAACUUGAUGAAAAUGAAGGUCUUGAAGAUUUAGACACAAUGGAAGAUCAGGAUAAUGGACGACCUAAUAGUCGAUUAAGUUCACGAACUUCAAUUCCUCUAAUCCCGAAUCUCCCCACUAGUGUGAGAACAGCGAAAGCAGAACGUCGUUUGAAAGAACGAUUGAAACAAGAGGGUCUUAUUUCGGACGAAGACGACGAACAUCUUCUAAGUCCUGCUGAACAGCGAGUACUUAGAGCAGAGAAACGAGCCGCUUGGAGACAAGCGCGUCUCAAGUCUCUCGAACAAGAUGCGCUUCAGGCACAGAUGGUAAUUAAAAAGAUGAGCGAAAUAAUGGACACCAAUAAAAAUGAAGACGCCCGCGACGCGACUGAUCUUUGCAAAAACGAAGAUGCAUGUGAUGCGACCGAACAGCGUUCUCCCGACCCAGAAAAACCAGUCGAAUUUGCUACAUUACGGCCGUCUAGCGCUGAUUUCCCUAAGCUCGCUGUGCGCAGUAAAGUGGGUCCCCCUAAAGAGAUACGCGAAUCCGAGAAAGUAGUGGAUGAGAAGGUCACUCGGCGUACCGAGGAAUAUCUAGAUGAGGUAACGGGCGAACGUCGUGUACGAACAGUCGAAUACGUCGAGAAGCUCAUUGAGCGUCAGGUGGAAACUCUGCGAGAGAAAAUUAUAUCCUUGGAAUUGAGCAACGCCGAGGACGAUGUAGAAAGUAUAACCGGUACCGGAGCGAGCGACGGCGAGAGCGAAAGCGAAGACACCGCGGGACAAAAUACAACGACUGUUGUGGAAGAGAAAACGGAUUCUCAAGAUGUGACUGACGCGACUGAUGUUACCCCCGCUAAAACAGCUAAAACGGACGUCACACCCACGAAAAAGAAAAAACGCAAGCGGUCGAAGAAAGGUCGUCACUGAUGAAAAAUUGUGCUUUUUAACAAGAGUAGGUAUGAAACAUUUAAUGUGUGUUAAAUGUAAUUCGAAUCGGCAGAGAGAGAUUUUAUUAUAUUGCGAUAUUUUAUUAUUAUACAAAUUUGUUGUGUAUGUCACCGCGUUCUAUAUGUAAAUCGGUACCAUUUAUACACUGCAUAUACAUACAUAUAUAUAUAUAUAUAUAAAGAGCAUAUAUAUAUAUAUAUAGAUUAAAUCAUUACAUACGUGUAAUACACGUGCACAUUCAAGAAUAUGAAAUUGCUUUUGACUUUAAUUUCUGAUGCAACGGUGCGUAAAACAAACGGACCUGUGUUCUUUUUUUUUUUUUAUUCUCCUUCACAAAUAAUGUAACAAAAACAAAUAUCUAAUCCUGUAGUUAUAUAUAUUAUAUUAAGUAAACAAAAAAAAAUAUUAGAUAUUUACGAAAACUUUCAAUGAGUAUAAUACGUCCAUCUAAACAGACUUGUAACAUCGUUUGUUACAUUCUGUGUGCGUACGAUGUGUGUAUAUAACACAGUUUUACGAUACGUAUACAUACAUUGUACAAAUUGCAGUGUUCUAUUUUAAUAAUUGCAGCGCGAGAUCUGAUGUAUAUGACAUACACGCCAGAUUAUUUGGUAUUUUACAUCUUUCAAUGUUGAAUGCCGCGCUACUGCAGUUUCAUAAACGUAUACAUUCUUAUUAAUACAUAUAUAUUAUAUAUAUAUAUAUAUUUAUAUAUAUAUUUUACAUACAUAUCUCGUGUUUAAUAAUAUAACGGAAAUCUGACUAAGUUAAAACUUUACGAGUUUAAGAUAAUGAAAUUUUAGCAAAAAAAAAAAAAAAAAAAAAAAAUCCCG